This is a messenger RNA of Aureobasidium pullulans EXF-150, 1503 nucleotides long. RefSeq lists its product as uncharacterized. Gene Ontology annotation, biological process: regulation of gene expression. The transcript is spliced from 2 exons. Gene Ontology annotation, molecular function: mRNA binding. Gene Ontology annotation, cellular component: cytoplasm; nucleus. The coding region runs from base 1 to 1503 and encodes 500 amino acids. NCBI's taxonomy places the organism in Eukaryota, Fungi, Ascomycota, Dothideomycetes, Dothideales, Saccotheciaceae. The record is from RefSeq and is a predicted model, not a curated record.
AUGUCGGCCUCUCCAGUCCCCGCAACUGCGCCUUCGCAAAAGCGCCCCCUCGAGGAGCCUUCCUCGCCCAACGGCCCUACCGACCAGCCCGACGCCAAGAGACCUGCCCUUGACAAGGUAGUCAAGGACGAGGCUCCCAUUCACGAGGCCGCUCCCGCCUCGCCUUCCGCCGCCGAUGUCAAGUCCGACCCAGAGCCCUUGGCUCCCACUGCCGCUACCGCAGACGAUGAAUCAAACGAAGGCCCUUCGGAUUCCCACGCAGACACGGUCGUGCUUGAUGCUCCCCCAGCUGGAAUGCCUUCGGCUACUCAAGUGCUCGAGACCCAGCCCGUCCAAUCCACUGCCGCUAACGGCGCAUCAGCUGGUGGUCAAGAUCAGUACUCUACACAACAGCAGGAUGAGAGCAACUGGCUGCACAUCAGAGCUAUCAUCUCUAGUGCCGAAGCUGCUACCGUGAUCGGAAAGGGUGGAGAGAAUGUUACUCAAAUCCGUCGCAUGAGCGGAGCUAAGUGUACCGUCAGUGAUUAUUCGCGCGGCGCUGUUGAACGUGUCUUGACCGUUAGCGGCCUCGUCGAUGCUGUUGCAAAGGCCUUCGGUCUCAUCAUCCGCACACUAAACAACGAGCCUCUUGAAGCGCCCUCGACUCCCCAGUCCAAGACUUACCCCCUCCGUCUUCUCAUCCCGCACAUCCUCAUCGGUUCCAUCAUCGGCAAGGGAGGUGUCAGAAUCCGUGAGAUUCAGGAAGCCUCUGGCGCUCGCUUGAAUGCAUCCGACUCUUGCCUGCCUCUGUCGACUGAACGUUCGCUCGUUGUUUUGGGUGUGGCUGACGCUGUCCACAUUGCGACUUAUUACGUUGGUAGCACCCUCGUUGAGCAGCUCUCCGAGCGUUUCGGUGGUCCUGCAGCUUCAGCAUACGCUACUCGCAGUGGUGCUCCCGCCGGUGUUGUCCCCGGAGGUAUGCAAGUUGUUCCUUAUGUUCCUCAGCCAGCUGGUGGACAAUGGGGACCUCCAGACCACUUCCGUCGCCAGCCUCCUCCCCAGCGUGGUGCCCCUCCUGCUGGCUAUGGCAUGCAGCAACAACACCCUUACGGCGGCGCACCUACUCCCGUGCACCCUCAAGCACCUGUUCACUACCCUGCUGCAUCGCCCAGACAGCCGUACAUCGGCGCAGGCCCUCACGCUCCGGCUCCUCACGCCGCUGCUUACCCUGCUCAGCCCGCUGCUGCUGCAACUGCCGCACACGCAGGUCCCCCUCAGCAGCCCAUGCAAGGCAUGGUACCCGGCCAGCCUCUAACUCAACAGAUCUUCAUCCCCAACGACAUGGUCGGCGCUAUCAUCGGAAAGGGCGGUGCAAAGAUCAACGAGAUACGCCAGCUCAGUGGAAGUGUCAUCAAGAUUAAUGAGCCUCAAGACAACAGCAAUGAGCGUCUUGUUACCGUCACUGGUACACAGGAGUGCAACCAAAUGGCGCUCUUCAUGCUCUAUUCUCGUCUUGGUCAGUAA